CCAUGAGGAAGCUGUCAUUCAGUGGCUGUCAGUUCUGAUCACAUUUUCCUGCCUCGCAAAAACACUCAAUUUCCCGGAAAAUGGAGACUGAUUCGAUGGAAACUAGUGCGGAAGUUGAUUCCUCCGUGGCCAACAUAUUGUGCUGCGAAUGCGGCGUCGUCAUUGCUCCCAAUCCGGCCAACAUGUGCGUUGCUUGUCUCCGGACUCAUGUGGACAUCACAGAGGGUAUCCCAAAACAGGCGGUGCUCCAGUUCUGCCGGAAUUGCGAGCGGUAUCUUCAGCCACCCAACGAAUGGGUGCAAUGCUCGCUGGAGUCGAGGGAACUGCUUGCCAUUUGCCUGAAGCGCCUCAAAGGACUCAAGGAGGUGAAGCUGAUCGAUGCGGGAUUCAUCUGGACUGAGCCCCACUCGAAGAGACUCAAAGUCAAGCUAACCGUUCAGGGGGAGGUUCUUGGCGGAGCUGUUCUGCAACAAGUUUUCGUUGUUGAGUUCACGGUGAACAAUCAGAUGUGCGACGAUUGCCAUCGCACGGAAGCCAAGGAUUUCUGGCGCUGUGUUGUGCAAAUACGACAGAGAUCAGAGAACAAGAAGACCUUCUACUACCUGGAGCAGCUUAUCUUGAAGCACAGAGUGCACGAAAACACGCUGGGAAUCAAACCGAUGCACGGAGGAUUGGACAUGUUUUACGCUAAUGAGAGUCACGCACGGAGAAUGGUCGACUUUAUGCACACAAUGUUGCCCGUGAAGACGUCCACAUCCAAGAGGCUCAUCUCACAUGACAUCCACAGCAAUAGCUACAAUUACAAAUACACCUUCGCGGUGGAUAUUGUGCCCUUGUCCAAAGACAGCCUCGUGUGCCUGUCGAAGAAGAUGCAGCAGCAGCUGGGCAGCAUCGCUCCGCUGUGCCUGGUGCGAAGAGUGGCCAGUGUCAUUCAUCUGAUCGAUCCGCUGUCCACACAGAUUGCUGAGCUGAACAGCACAGUCUUCUACCGAUCACCAUUUGAGCCUAUUUGCAACCCCAAGUCCCUGCAGGAGUACAUCGUGAUGGAUAUUGAGAUAAUUCCGGACAAGAACAAGCCUUCAUUCCCAGGCCAGGGCAAAGUGUCCCACAAACACCUCCUCUGCGACGUGUGGCUGGUCAAGGCGGCCGAAUUGGGCAUAAAUGAGAACACAAUUCACACAAGAACGCAUCUGGGACACAUUCUGAAGCCCAGCGACACUGUUCUGGGCUACAAUCUCGAGGAUGCCAACAUAAAUGAUGACAGCUUUGAGAAGCUGGACAAAACGCGUAUUCCCGAUGUGAUCAUCGUGAAGAAGCACUUCGGAGAUUCGGCUGAACGCAUGAGCUACAGAAGGUGGAAACUCAAGCACUUGGAUGCCUACACAUCGAAUCGCGAGACAGAUUCCAAGGAGUACAGGGAGUUCCUCGACGACCUCGAGGAGGAUCCAGACUAUCGUCAGCACGUCAACAUCUACAAGGAUCCCGCCAAGCAAUUGCCUGUCGAUACCAACGAUAUGCCCGAUCCAUCCGUGCCCAGAAUCACCCUCGAGGAGAUGCUGGACGACCUCACGCUAGACGACGUUGACAUGGAAUAAGUUUUUAUUUGAUUUGCACACCUACACGCUAUAAUUCAAGGUUUUUUUUUUAAAUCCAAUUCUGGGGAAGAUGUUCUAUUAAGUCUCACAAUUCACUAUCCAAUUUGUAUCGAAAAUGCAAAAAAACAUUCAAUAAAUUAUCCCUUACUAAGAUGCUAA
Phlebotomus argentipes is the source of this 1754-nucleotide messenger RNA. RefSeq names its product 60S ribosomal export protein NMD3 (gene Nmd3). Gene Ontology annotation, molecular function: ribosomal large subunit binding. The transcript has 2 exons. The record is from RefSeq and is a predicted model, not a curated record. Gene Ontology annotation, biological process: ribosomal large subunit export from nucleus. Bases 81 to 1595 code for a protein of 504 amino acids. NCBI's taxonomy places the organism in Eukaryota, Metazoa, Arthropoda, Insecta, Diptera, Psychodidae. Gene Ontology annotation, cellular component: cytoplasm; nucleus.